AUUUUGACGCGCGCUCACAGUCCUGUUUAGUUUUGUGGUUCUUUUCUGUUGUGAGGAUGGCUCGAACGAAGCAAACGGCCCGCAAGUCCACUGGCGGGAAGGCGCCCCGCAAGCAGCUGGCCACCAAAGCCGCCCGCAAGAGCGCCCCGGCCACGGGGGGCGUGAAGAAGCCGCACCGCUACCGGCCGGGCACGGUGGCUCUGCGGGAAAUCCGGCGCUACCAGAAGUCGACGGAGCUGCUGAUCCGCAAGCUGCCCUUCCAGCGGCUGGUGCGCGAGAUCGCGCAGGACUUCAAGACCGACUUGCGCUUCCAGAGCUCCGCCGUGAUGGCGCUGCAGGAGGCGAGCGAAGCCUACCUGGUGGGGCUGUUCGAGGACACCAACCUGUGCGCCAUUCACGCCAAGAGGGUGACCAUCAUGCCCAAGGACAUCCAGCUGGCCCGCCGCAUCCGCGGGGAGAGAGCUUAAGCGCCCUGCAGCGCCAGAAACACCGCCCCCCCCCCCCCAAGACCCUAAAGGCUCUUUUAAGAGCCACU
Messenger RNA from Heteronotia binoei (common prickly gecko), 535 nucleotides. RefSeq names its product histone H3. NCBI's taxonomy places the organism in Eukaryota, Metazoa, Chordata, Lepidosauria, Squamata, Gekkonidae. The transcript has a single exon. Gene Ontology annotation, molecular function: DNA binding; protein heterodimerization activity; structural constituent of chromatin. The record is from RefSeq and is a predicted model, not a curated record. Bases 57 to 467 code for a protein of 136 amino acids. Gene Ontology annotation, cellular component: nucleosome.